Molecule: messenger RNA, 4547 nt
Organism: Cebus imitator (Panamanian white-faced capuchin)
Lineage: Eukaryota; Metazoa; Chordata; Mammalia; Primates; Cebidae
Product: zinc finger protein 736-like
Exons: 3
Coding region: 222-1466 (414 amino acids)
Biological process (GO): regulation of DNA-templated transcription
Molecular function (GO): DNA-binding transcription factor activity, RNA polymerase II-specific; RNA polymerase II cis-regulatory region sequence-specific DNA binding
Source: RefSeq, a predicted model, not a curated record
AAACGAUCUUAUUGGAUAAUUCCAGUCACUCACAUAAGUCAGAACCAGUUCUCUUUACUCGCAGUUUACAUAAUGUAAAAUCGAGAAUUCUUUCUAUGACCACUUGCUAAAUAUGUUAUAUUUUUCAGGGAGUGUUGACAUUCAGGGAUGUGGCCAUAGAAUUCUCUCCAGAAGAGUGGGAAUGCCUUGAUUCUGCCCAGCAGCAUUUGUAUAGGGAUGUGAUGUUACAGAACUACAGAAACCUGGUGUUCCUGGGUCUUGCUGUCACCAAGCCAGACUUGAUCACCCAUCUGGAACAAGAAAAAGAGCUCUGGAAUGUGAAGAGACAGGAAACAGUAGCCAAAUACCCAGAGAUAUUGCCGAAGCAGAACAUAAAAGAUUCAUCUAAAAAUGUAAUACCAAGAAAAUACAAAAGCUGUGGGCUUGAUAAUUUAUGCUUAAAGAAAGUCUGGCAAGAUGAGAAUAAUUGCAAGGGGCAGAAAAGUAGUCAUAAUUACCUCCAGCAGUGUUUGUCACCCAUCCGUAGCAAGAUAUGCCAAUGCAAUAAAUGUGGCAAAGCUUCUCAGUGGUGCUCAAUUCUUACUGAAGAUAAGAAAAUUUGUAGCAGAGAGAAACCCUACAGUUGUGAAAAAUGUGGCAAAGUCUGUAGGUCAUUCCCAGGCCUUACUAGACAUAAGAGAGCUCAUACUAGAGGAAAACCCUACAGAUGUGAAGAAUGUGGCAGAGCCUUUAAACGCUUCUCAAACCUUACUAAACAUCAGAGAAUUCAUACUGGAGAGAAACCCUACAAAUGUGAACAAUGUGGCAAAGCCUUUACUCGCUCCUCAACCCUUGCUACACAUAACAUCAUUCAUACUGGAGAGAAGCUCUACAGAUGUGAAGAAUGUGGCAGAGCAUUUACCCACUCUUCAGCUCUUACUAGACACGAGAGAAUUCAUACUGGAGAGAAACCCCACACAUGUGAAGAAUGUGGCAAAGCCUUUACCUACUCCCGAAACCUUAUUAAACACAAGAAAAUUCAUACUGGAGAGAAACCCUACUAUUGUGAAGAAUGUCGCAGAGCCUUUAAAAGCUUCUCAGACCUUACUCAACAUAAGAUAAUGCAUACUUUAGAGAGACCAUACAAAUGUGAAGCAUGUGGCAAAGUCUGUAGGUGGUUCUCAGAGUUUACAAAACAUAGGAUAAUUCAUGCUGGAGAGGAACCCUAUAAAUGUGAAGACUGUGGCAAAGGCUAUAUGUAUCCCUCAGAACUUUCUCAACAUAAGAGAAUUCAUACUGGAGAGAAACCCUACAAAUGUGAUGACUGUGGCAAAGCUUAUAGGUGGUCCUCAGGUCUUACUAAACAUAAGAGAACUCAUACUGGAGCAAACUAUACACGUGUGAAGAAUGUGGCACCGUCUUUUCCCGCUUCUCAACCCUUUGUAACCACAGGAGAAUACAUACUGGAAGGCGACCUUAAAAUGUGAGGAAUGUGGCAAAGUCUUUAAGUGUUUCUCAGCCCUUACUAAACAUAAGAGAAUGAAUAAUGAAGAGAAACUACAGGUAUUAAAAAUGUAAAAAAGCCUUAAGCAGGUCCUCAAUUUUUUUUUAAUAUAUCAGAACAAAUACGAUAUAAGUGGAAUCACUAUUGAAGGAUAUUGAACAAAAGACUUAAGAGUAUACAAUAAUUCUUUUAUUAUUUAUGAACCUUACAAAUAGAGAGGUACAGUAUUUCUACUUACAUUACAGAUUUUAUUAUACACAGAAAAAUUUAAGCAAGAGGAAAUCCUUAUAAGAGUUCCACAAACUUUACUAAUUUUUAAAAAUAAUAGCUCCCAGAUUUAUUGAUUUUUUAAAAUAGCUUUUUAUGUCUCAGUCUUUUUCAAUUCAGCUCUAAAUUUUGUUAUUUAUUGUAUUCUACCAGCUUUGAGAUUUAUUUGCUCUUUCUUCUCUAGUUCUUUUACUUGUAAUGUUAGGCUCUUAACAUUACAAGUUAAUCUUUUUUUAAUGUGUGAGCAUUUAGCACUAUAAAUUAUUGUCAUCACACUAUAAAUUAUUGUCUUAACACUGCCUUAGCUGUUUCCUAAAGAUUUUAGUAUGUUGUAAUAUAUCUUUGUUAUCAUUAAUUUUAAAAACUUCUUUCUUUCUGACAUAACAGGAGUGUUCAGUUUCCAUGUAAUUGUAUGUUUCUAAGUGAAUUUUCUUAGUCUUGAUUUCUAAUAUGGUCUGAGAUGGCUAUGAAAUCAGUUAUUUUGCAUUUGCUGAGGAGAUUUUUAUUCCUGAUUAUGUGAUUGAUUUUAUAGUAUAUGUCAUGUGGUGAUAAAAAAAAAAUGUAUGUUUGUUUAUUUUUGGUUAAAGUGUUCUGUAGAAGUCUAUCAAGUCCAUUUGAUACAGUGCUAAAUUUAAGUUCUUAAUAUCUUUGUUAAUUUUGUGUCUCAAUGAUCUAUCUAAUAUUGUCAAUGAAGUAUUAAAGUCCCUCACACUAUUGUGUAGAAGUCUGUCUCUAAGAACUUGCUUUAUUAAUCUGGAUACUUUUGUGUUGGGUGUAUAUAUAUUUAGCAUUGUUGUCCCUUUACUAUUAUGUAAUGCCUUUCUUUAUCUUUUUAUAAUCUUAGUUGAUCUAAAAUCUGUUUUGCCAGAAACAAGGAUUGAAACUCUUGCCUUUUUUCUGUCUUUUUAUUUGGUUGGUAGGUUUUACUCCAUUUUUUUAUUUUGAGCCUGUGUGACAUAGUGUCUUGAAGACAAUAUACCAGUGGGUCUUGAUCCUUUAUGCAGCUUGCCACUUUGUCUUUAAUUUGGGGCAUUUAGCUCAUUUACAUUUAAGGUUAGUGUCAAUAUACGUGUACUUGAUUCUGUCAUUAUCUUAGUUAUUUUGCAGACUUGUUUAUUGUGUAAAACAAAUGGUUUUGUUUUGUGGUUGCUUUAUAGUGUCACUGGUUUAUGUACUUUAAUGUGUUUGCCUCUGUCUUUCCUAUUCAGUGCUGUCUUCAGCACUUCUUGUAAGGCAGGCCUAGUGGUAACAAAUUUCCUCAGUAUUAUCUGAAUAGGGUCUUACCUCCUUUACUUCUGAAGCUUAAUUUGGUCACAUAUAAAAUUUUUGGUUAGAACUUUUUUUAAAGUAUGUUGAAUAUUGGCCUCUAAUCUCUUGUUUUUUUUUGUUUGUUUGUUUCUGCCGAAAGGUUCAUUGUUAGUCUGAUGAGCUACCCUUUGGAGAUUACCUGGCCUUUUUCUUUAGCUGCCUUAACCCAUUUUCUUUCAUUUCAGCCUUGGGGAAUCUCGUGUUUAUCUGUCUUGGGAAUGACAUUCUUGAGGAGUAUCCAACUGGGGUUUUCUGUAUUUCCCAAAUUUGAAUGUUAGCCUCCCUAGCUAGCUUGGGGACGUGAUCUUGGUUGAUGUCCUAAAACAUGUCUUUGAGGUUGUUUUCAGUCUCAUCAUGUCUUUCAGGUACACCAUUUAGUUAUAGAUUGGGUCUGUUUAGAUGAUCUCACAUUUCUUGGAGGUUUUGCUUAUUCCUCUUGAUUUUUUGUUUUCCCUCUUCUUGCCUGCUUUAUUUGAAAAAGCCAGUCGUCAAGCUCUGGGAUUACCUCCUCUGCUUGGCAUAUUCUGCUACUCAUGCUUGAUUGCUUUAUGGAAUUUUUGUAGUAGAUUUUUAGCUCUAUCAGGCCGUUUAUGUCCUUCUCUAUAUGGAUUGUUUUAUUUUUUUUUUCUGUCAGUUCCUACAAUGUUUUAUCAUAAUUUUUAACUUCCUUGCGUUGGGUUACAACUUAACUCUUGUAGCUCAAUGAACUUUUUUCCUAUCCUUAUUCUGAAUUCUACUUCCGUUACUUUAGCUAUCUCUGCCUUUGCUGAGAGGUGAUUUGGUCAUUUGGAAAAAAGAAGCCACUCUGCUUUUUGAGUUGUCAUCAUUGUUGCACUGAUUCUGUCUCAUGUUUGCAGGCUUAUCUACAUUUAAGCUUUGAGGUUGCUGAACUUUGGAUGGAAUUUUUUUUUCCUUUUACUUGGUGCCCCUAAGGGUUUAAUUGAGGUAUAAGGCAAAUUGAGCAGAUAUGGUUGAUUCCUGGGAAAUUUUAAGGGGCCAGUGCUCAAUUCACAACUUCUAGGCUGCAUGCACUAACUGUAGGACACUUGUAUUGAGCCCUGAGUUAAUUCUCUGGUUUCUUGAGGUUUGAAGUCCACUAUGCUUGGGGGACUGAGGUGAUGCAGCUGCAGCAGAGUGCUAGUGGAUGUGGAGUUUUGGGCUGUCUGUGGACAUUCAUCUCAUUGUUAGAGCCAGAGCAUCUGGGUGGGAGUUGGGGGCCCCUGCUGGAGACUCUGGGUGCUGUUGUACUAGUGGUAUUGGCUUGAGACAGGGUAUUGGCCAGCACAGGUUUGAUGCCUUCUCUGUGUCCUGCAAGCUCAGUGUGUGGAAGCAUCCUCCCUGUUCUCUGCACAGUGUCAGCACAAGGGAAGGGCAGGGCUUGCGGGCUUUGUGCCAGCCAGGGCUCCAUUUGCAAUUGCAGUUGCUUGGGGUUGAGAGUCAUACUGCAUUCCCAUGGGCUGGUGGGCAAGUAAAGCAAAACAUGCCCAUG